Molecule: messenger RNA, 619 nt
Organism: Ornithodoros turicata
Lineage: Eukaryota; Metazoa; Arthropoda; Arachnida; Ixodida; Argasidae
Exons: 4
Coding region: 1-534 (177 amino acids)
Source: RefSeq, a predicted model, not a curated record
AUGCGUGCAGUGGAUUAUGCAGGUGCAUGCCAGCGUGUGACGGCAGCUGUUGUUCGUUUCUUCAGAAGGGAAACUAAAAUAAAGUGCAAGUGUGUGAUCCACGUCAAGAGGAGACUCAAUCGCCCGCCCCCCUGUGUCGACGAAUAUGGGAAUUUUCAAGCGGCUAGCACAGACAAGGCUCAGUUCCCAGGUGAACAGCGAUGUGUCAUCAACGUCGAGGAUGACCAGGGUGGACGGCAUCGAACCAUCAGCAUUGACACAGACCACGGUGAAGAGCUAGUAAAGGAGUCAUUCAACCCGGAUGGGCAGUUGCCACCUAGACUUGCCGUUUUCUUUACGGAACCUGAGAAAUGGCUUUAUGGUGGCACCCAAGGAGAACGCAUACCACUUCACCAUGAUUGUACUUUGGAAAAGGCCGUCGUCCUGUGCCUUCUUAUGUACGACAUUAAGGACUGGUCCUACCCACUUGCACACAGCAAGGCGCUGCUGCUGAAGCAACAAGUAGUCGUGAAUGACGACGUUCACAAGGCAUGAAUGGAAAACUGAAGGACCUUCUGAAGGCGCCUCGAGAAGGACAUAAUUUUAGUGCAAUACUUACGCCAAAACCAAGGGGAAGAUA